Messenger RNA from Corythoichthys intestinalis (scribbled pipefish), 5012 nucleotides. It is a transcript of the gene lum, whose product is annotated as lumican. The record is from RefSeq and is a predicted model, not a curated record. The transcript is spliced from 3 exons. NCBI's taxonomy places the organism in Eukaryota, Metazoa, Chordata, Actinopteri, Syngnathiformes, Syngnathidae. Gene Ontology annotation, molecular function: protein binding. The coding region runs from base 3011 to 4039 and encodes 342 amino acids.
AAGGCACAAGCACUUACCAUAGCUUUGAAAUGAAUAUAUCAGCAACAAGGGUGUUCCUCUUCGUCUCCAGAGCAAGGGGCUCCCGCUAAAGGUGUCCUGAAAGAAUAAAAACACUCAUGGAAAACCUUUGCAUGGUUGUAAUGACAGAAACCGUGCAUUGUCGUCGACAAGCUCUACCUGGGAAAACAAGGUAAGAUCAUCACGGAGAAUGGUGCCAGACCAGACUGAAGAAAUAUACCACAUCCUGGUCCACUAGCGAGCAGGAAACACCACCUUUGCACUGCCUCACUUUACGUGACCAUUUUUAUGGUCCGGGACAAAAAAAUAUUGACACAAGAAGCACAUUGGGCUGCUGUGAUUUGCAGCUCUCGAGAGACUGUGAGAAUAUUUAGGUUAAAGAAAUGGAGCGGGACGCAGUAGGCGAGACAAAACGUUUAGCUUCAAAUAAGCUCUUUGCGGUCGGAGAUCGACAUCGAUCUCCUCCCGCAACAUCUGUACAAACAGUGGACCUGACGACCGGCUCGCAGGGAUGAAAUUUACCUUGUUCGGGACCUCGUCUUAAGGACCGUGCAAGGAUAGGUGGCUCCAUCUAGAGAUGAUCUCCAACAAACAACUUCUUGCUCAGUUCAAUUGGAAUUGUAGUGACCAAUUAGUUUUGAGUUUUCCUUUAUAUAAACUCACAAUGACAGGGCCCAAUGAUUGCUUGGAGGAACCGAGUCCAUUUCAGGUAUUCGCAUUGACUUUCAGUUGAUUUCCAUGUCAACGUAGUGACACAAACCAGUUGGAGUUGGUUUUAACAAACCAGACCAGAAACAACGAUGCAUAAACUGAACGUCUCUAGAGUAUACUGUAAAACCCAGUGAGCGUCAGCCACCAGAUGGCAUCUUCCACUCCUUAUUUCAAGAAAAAUUUAUCUGAAUUAUCUGAAGCGCAUUUUUUUGAAAUUCUGCAUAUAACUUAAGAACAGAUUAAUGAAGCUUCAAGCAGGGACCAUAAAAGAUGUCCAGGUUGGUGAAUACUAGAUGUACACUGGGCUUCCUCAAGCAUCAGUCUGUUGCCCCCAUGUGGAAAGUAGGCACAUUGCUUCUACUCAAAACACACACACAGAUAAGUGCACACACAUACGCUCAAUUUGUCUGUCGUCAAGCCCCAUAAGCCUAAUUGCCUGCCUGCAGCUCAUUAUCCACAAUUCAGCGGGUGGUUGCAAAGGGAGUUUAAUGCACGUGUCGUGCUAGUUUUUGGUUGAUGUGUGAAAAUCCUGAGAUGAGAGUGUGGGGAGGGAAUCAUUUUUCCAUCUGCCUUGGUCACAAAGUCAGUUGAUGCUCGCGGAAGGUUUUUACAUUAGUAAAAUGAACAAACGUAACCUAAGCUCUAGCAGAUGUGUUUCUGAUUCUUGGCCUCGCUUUUUCCAACCUUUAGUAUGACACGAAAUCCAAUUAGGAACAUGUCAAAUCAAGUACUUUAUCACUAAUGGAGAUUCUCUACAGAGCUUGUGCGGCACAUGUGCCCCCACGAGGGCCAAGGCUGCACGGCAGGGACAGAAGGUGGCGUCUGGCUGCUUGUCUGAGAGUUUAUUAGAGGACCCAGUGUGUCGCUGCCAAGGCGUCCCAGAAUAUCCCUGUUUGCUAAUGCUGGACCUGUGAAGAGGCCUGCUAGGGCACGUGCAUCCCAUUGGAGCCUUUCUAUCCACUGCGUCUAUGUAUCUGAUACCACCUUGAAAAGUUCUGAUUGUUUUAUUUUGCUUCUGUAACACAACAUUAAACAAAGCAUCAGUUAAUUUUCCUUGCAGUGAUUGAGUGGGCACACAGUUCUGCCACACGAAUAAAUACAUUUUUGCAGUCUCAACGGUGAGCAGUUGGGUUUCGCUCUAAUAGCAAAUUUUUGUAAAAGAACUAGAUGUGGAGUUUCUGAUCAAUAAAAACUAGCAAUCUGUUACCUCGCUUGGUACUAAAAUACCGUUUUGUACAUUUGCAAGGAAAAUCAGGUCAUUUUCUCGAACGGGUGCCUGUCUAGUAAUGUUGCUCCAGUAGAGAAUGAUGAUUCACAUUUAGAAUGUCCACAACGUCUAUCAAAUUGGCUGAAGGUAAUGCUUAGAACGUGUGUGUGUGAUCAAAUGCAUUUUUAGAGAGGGCACCAGCGUCUACGGCUAGUGGAGAAACAGAGUAGAGUGCGUCGGAUGGAAAGCAGACGCGGGAUCCCAGAGUGCUUUGACAGAGUGAUGAACGUCUCCCAACAAAUGGGGGAGGCCUUUGGCUUGCCUUCCCUCUUUCUCCAAAGACUGAAGCCCCCCGCCCUACUCUGUUGUCAAUGGAGAACCUAUAGGAAUAUCAUUUAGACAAUUGUCGGCCUUCAGAAUGUGCUGAGAGGAAAGAAUGCAGCGGUGGUGUAAAAAUAUUGAACGUAACUCGAGAUGGACGCGAUCUGCUUCUACUUACCUAACAGCUAUUGCAGCCUCAUUGUUAUUUAAGACUUUUCUGGCUGUCUCAGACUUUCCGAAACUGUUGUCAGAGAGGAUUUAUUCCUGCUUAAGUAUCUGGGUUUUCAUAUGUUUUCUCAAUUUUUUCCCCCCAACUUGUAUUUUUUCCCUCAAAACCACCAAGUGUCUGUCUCAAGGUGAGCACGAUGAUGCUAGCAAAAAAGGUGACCAACAUCGACCUGUUUGCACUUCUUGUUGUUCUCGGACGCUAGUAUCCAUCCAUCCUGGUGACAUGUUUUGAAUUGCUACAACCUGCGGUUGCAGGACAAAGCUGCCCAACCACUGCCAUAUACUGUACCCCCCAGAAAUGUUCUCCUCCUCCUUCUUUCCAGUAGCCAUCGUCCUCUCCUCCUCUUUCCCCCCCGUCUCUCCAUCUCCCCCCUCUGUCUCUAUCCUGUCUCUCUCCUCCCUCUCUGUUCUUUCUUCCUUGUAUUUUUCUCCAGAGACAUCCACUUUUUGAACACCACAGUGUUCUACAACCACUGGCCCUCCAACCCCACGCAGACAGUACGCUGUGAGAGGAGCGCAGAAGCUAUGUUUCCUCUCCGUGUACACCUGUUGGCAGCGCUUGUCAGCCUGGCGCUGUGCCAGUAUGAGGACUACGACUAUGUGCCGCGCUCCUUGAUAGGACCCUCCACUGCUAAUUGUGACCGCGAGUGCGAAUGCCCCAUCAACUUCCCCAGCGCCAUGUAUUGUGACGGCCGCAAGCUCAAGGCUGUGCCAAUGGUGCCCACAGGAAUCAAGUAUCUGUACCUCCAGAAUAACCAGAUCGAUGAGAUCAAGUCUGGCGUGUUUGACAACGUUACCGCCGAUCUCCGCUGGCUGGUCCUCGACAACAACCAGAUCACCAACGGGAAGAUUGCGGCAGGCACCAUUGACAAACUGACCGCCCUGGAGAAACUCUUCUUCAGCCAGAACCUUCUCACUGAACCAGUGAUCCCUCCUUCCAAGGCUCUCGAAGAACUGAAGAUGACUCACAACCAACUGAACAAGUUCCCGUCCGGGCUCCUGAAUGACAAGGAGAAUCUGACCUCUGUAAAUGUGCAGCACAAUGAGCUCACCUCUGAGGCCAUCGCCGGUGCAUUCAAGGGGUCCAAGAGGCUGCUGUCCCUCGACGUGAGCCACAACAAGUUGAAGAAGCUGCCCGUGGGCGUGCCCGCUUCGCUGGAAAUCCUCUACGCUGACUACAACGACAUCGACAGCAUCGGCGCGGGGUACCUGAGCAAGGUGCCGGGUCUGCGCUACCUAAGGGUCUCACACAACAAGCUGGUGGAUUCCGGGCUCCCCGCAGGAGUGUUCAACGUAACGUCGCUGUUGGAGCUGGACCUGUCUUUCAACAAGCUGCAGUCCAUUCCCGAUAUCAACGAGCAACUGGAGCAACUUUACCUCCAAGCCAACGAGAUCAGCAAGUUUGACCUCUCAAGCUUCUGCAAGUACGUCAGCCCCGUCAACUUUUCCCACCUGAAGCACCUGCGCCUGGAUGCUAACCACCUCACAGCCCACAGCAUGCCACCUGAGACCUCCAACUGCCUGCGCAUGGCCUCUGAAAUCAUGUUUGAAUAAGGACCUUACUCCCACCUGUCCUCCACCAAUUAUGGAUUUACAUGUUUUAAUAAUCCUCAACACUCACGCUUUUGUUCUGAUAAAAAAAAAGAGGUAUUGCAGCAUAGUUUUCAAGUACUUAAUAAACACGACAUAGGGAAAAAUGGCAGGACAGAUUAGAGUUGGAAUAGAUACCAAAUAUUUGUAGAUAAAGAAAGCAAGAAAGUCAUUUGAUAGGAAAAAAAAACUUUUAAAAAAUGACAAAAAGUUUCAAGGAGCUGUACCAAAGUUUGCUAACCAGCUUAUGUCGAUCUAAAUAAGAAGGCCAGUUAGCAACUUGCUCGCAUUUAGCUUUGCCUUUAAAAAUAGCCCAAAAACACUUUAAACAUUCCAAUUUGACAGAGACAAGACCGAGUAACGACGACGUUAGAAUCUCCAGCGUCUCUUUAAUAGCUUUGUUUUGUCUUUGUCCUUUAUGUUCCGUGUUUAGCAUGUGUAGUAUCGUGUUUAAUAAAGCCGUUGCUGUGCAAAGGGCCAGCAAGAAAGACUGCGUAUUCAACUGUUUCGUGUAGAAUUCAAUUGUAAAAUACUUGUUCGGUAUAGCGACUCAAUUCUCGAAAAAGUUCAACGUUGGCUCAUGAAACUGCGUCUCACACAUUCGUUGUUGAUUUGUAUCUUUUCCAUUACAUGCAUGAAUUCAAAUGGUGUCAUUGUUUUGAUAAUAAACUACAGCUUUUGCAGUUCUGGCAGUUCUCCAUUGUUGCUCAAGGCAACAUUGUCAUGGAAUAUUACAUCAUGUCUGGAUCUUUUUCUCAUUUUGCAGCCACUUUGAAACGAUCACUGCUCAUGAAUUGAUUGUGAGGAACUCAGUUUGAAUAAACCUUGUUUCCAAUACAUUUGUAUGUAUGGAGCUUUUUGAUAUCAAGUGUGUGAUUGCAUGGAAACGCAUCAGAUAAAUAAUAUUGGAUAUUUAAGAAAAAUUUGGGUUGGGCGC